This is a messenger RNA of Penicillium vulpinum, 1344 nucleotides long. It is a transcript of the gene vosA, whose product is annotated as protein vosA. The record is from RefSeq and is a predicted model, not a curated record. NCBI's taxonomy places the organism in Eukaryota, Fungi, Ascomycota, Eurotiomycetes, Eurotiales, Aspergillaceae. Bases 16 to 1344 code for a protein of 442 amino acids. The transcript has 10 exons.
CUGUGACUCGUCUUGAUGAGUGCGACAUUCUCCGACGCCUCUCUCUCGCGCGAAGCUCAGGGUUCUGACUUUGAUUUGAUCAUUCGCCAGCAGCCCAAUCGGGCCCGCGUGGCGGGGGGCAAAGAAAAAGAACGCAAACCGAUCGAUCCGCCCCCGAUCGUCCAGCUCCGGGUGCGAGAGGAGGGCACCUACCUCGCACAACAUUACCUGCAAAGCCCUUAUUAUUUCAUGUGCUGCAGUCUGUACGAUGCAACAGAAGAGCGUCCCGUGCCAGUCGCACCGUCGACUGCGUUAGCAGGGACCCUAGUUUCGUCUCUUCACCGGUUGAAGGACGUGGACAACAGCGAUGGAGGGUUUUUCGUCUUUGGAGAUCUCUCGGUGAAGAUCGAGGGUGAAUUCCGCCUGAAGUUUACCUUGUUCGAGAUGCGAAAGGAUCGUGUCUCCUACCUGAAGACUAUCAUCUCUGAGCGGUUCACAGGUAAGGAUCUGCGUCUACAUCUCCCCCCCAAGAGUUUCCCUGGAAUGAUGGAGUCAACUCACCUUUCCCGAUCAUUUGCGGAUCAAGGUGUGAAACUGCGCAUUCGAAAGGAGCCUCGGACCAUGUUGAAACGAACAACAAGACCUGACGAGUUCCAUCAGCCAGUCCCUACUCGAUCUCCGGAGCGUCAGUCGGUGCAGAUCCCUCCAGCAUCUAGCUAUGGAGGCUAUCCGCCGACAGCCCGAGAUUACGGGUACUAUGGUCAGCAGCCACCGGUCAAGCGUCAUCGUACUUCGAUCGACUAUGGCAGACAACAGCAGGGCCUCUAUGAUGUGGAUGGUCGAAUGGCCCGUCAAAUGGAUCCAUAUAGCCAGCCAACACCUGCCAUGUACACUGGUCAGCCAGCAACCUACCAAACGCCUAACCCCAUGUCGACUUACUCUACAGGGCAGGUGGUGCCUGAUUAUGCGGCGAUGUACCCGGGAAUGCAACCAUCAGCCCCCAUGUCCCAGAUCCCUGAUCCUACCGGUCAAAGCCGAUCCAACCAGCAGCAGCAGGCCGCUGUGGGACAACUGAUGGCGAUGAACCAGCCUGGCACUCCUACCCCAGAUUCGACUGGAGCGAUGAUAGCUCAGGGAUAUGCCCGGUCCGGAUACCCCCCUAGCUCGACCAUACUUCCUCCUCUGCAGCGGAACCGCGACUAUCCUCAAGGAACCAAUGGAUCCGCGCGAGGUUAUUUCGACCAAACUCAGGCGAAUACCCCCAUUCUUCCAUCUCAAAUGGUCAACGAAGGCGAUCGAUUUGGCUCCGUGACCGGCCCAACAACGUUUGAUCCCUCUGAUUCCGCAAAUGGAACGCCCCAAUGA